AGUCGUAGAAUCUCCUGUAUUUCCUGGAAAGGAGACGAGGAAAAGUCAUAAGAAGUUCUUGCUCGCCUCUAAAAAGUUGUUUACCUGACUUCAUCUACAGUCUAAAGCGAGAAAGGUGGAAACGGAAAACAGAAUGUCUCUGAUGGAGCACGUUGGUGGCACCCACAACAGGCCGGUGACGGCAGUGGCCUGGGCCUCCAACAGCAGCACCUGUCCCAAAGACUUCAAUCUGAUUAGUGUAACUGAGGAUGGAGUUGCUGCUAACUUCACACGGAGCUUCGCCAUGAAGGCUGGCUACUUCCUCUGCUACAGCAAGGACAUGUCAGGUGGUAUGGUAGUAUCAGAUGUCCAGGUGAUCUCAGACAAGGAGACUGUUCCUCAUGGGUACUGUUACAUACCUGAACACCUGGAGCCUAGGGCCUCUGUGUCUAAGAAGAAGCGUGUGUGUGUCCGCAUGGUGCCAGUGGGUGGUGUGGAGACCGCUGUACUGGACAUCAAACUGACGGCUAAGACUAGGAGGAUGCUGCAGCACUACACCUGUUUAGGGGACAUGCAUGGCUAUGUGAUGUGGUGUAAGAAGGGGCCCUUCUCCAGCCCUCUACCCCAGGCAAAGCCUCGCAGCCUCAGCCUUGACCUCCGUCAGCUCUCCCUGGACCAGAACCCCCCUCCGCUACCCCUCAGACCCAGCAACGCUCCACCCAUGCCCCCUGGCAGGAAGCUCAGCCAUCGCCGCAGCAACCUCCAAUUGAACGACACUCUGGACAAAGUGGUUGACAGUAGCAACAUCUACGGCAUCUCAGCCAUAGAUGGUGUUCCCUUCACUCUGCACCCCAAGUUCAAGACCCAAACCAACGGCACGACCCCAACAAACACUCUGAACAACAUUCGCAUCAAGUCUGUCCAGGACAUUGAAAAUGAGUACAACUACACUUUCACCGUGGAGGAAAACGCAGCCAAGAGAACCAGACCUCUCACCCCAGGAAGCACCUCUUAAGCUCAAUGACCUUUCAACUCCGACCUCAACAACGGCGGCCUGCUCGACCCACAACACUACGGGGUUCAAUGUGAUAUGUCGGGGUCAUGAAAUGAUAAUCAAUGUCCAAGUGCCUAGAAGACGACUGACUAGAACAGAAGUGUCAUUCUGCAUUCCAGAGUUCCUUCACAACUCCAUUGUACCGACAUUCUUAUUCCGUGUUCUAAACUCUCACACAUGUCAUUCUCACGCCCCGUAUAUGGGACCAGUUAUAUAUGUUAGAGAUGACUCUUUGAGGGAGAAGAGAACGGUGUCUGGCAGGGUAUGCUUGUUUCUCUUGUUAGAAUAAUGGAAGGAACCUGUUGUGGUGGACCUGUUAACGUCAGGCUGUGGAUCUUCAUCUUUAUUGGGAUGUUUAGGGACUAAACUAAAUGUUGUUACACUUUCAAUGUAAAUCAUGUUACUGUUAUGUGUCUGUGGUGAAACAUGGGUCAUUUCAUGGUUUUAAAAGAAUAAGGAAGUAUGGUUACCUGUAACUGGUCGUAUCUGUAUAUUGUGCCUCGCAUGCAAGUAUAAACAAAUAAAAUACCAAAUCAUUUGA
Molecule: messenger RNA, 1574 nt
Organism: Salvelinus fontinalis (brook trout)
Lineage: Eukaryota; Metazoa; Chordata; Actinopteri; Salmoniformes; Salmonidae
Gene: mvb12a
Product: multivesicular body subunit 12A
Exons: 10
Coding region: 134-994 (286 amino acids)
Biological process (GO): virus maturation; regulation of epidermal growth factor receptor signaling pathway; receptor catabolic process
Cellular component (GO): cytosol; ESCRT I complex
Source: RefSeq, a predicted model, not a curated record